UAUCGGGUUCGAUGUUUCAUAAAACUCGAUUCUCCAAACUUGUUCAUGCCUGGAAACACUUCCAAAGAUGGUAAACAAGUUAUGACAGAAACACGGCACAUGGUUUAAAAUCAACACAACCUACCAAAAUGUCGAGUUUGGAAAUCGUUACGAAAGAAGUGGACAAAUUGUAUAAGUUUAGAGACCAUUUUGUUGAAAACCAUGGAAUUGAGAAGGCAGCACAGAAAACAGAAGAAGUCAGUAAACUUAUGAAGGAAACAUUGCAAGCACUGGAAACUCAUAAAGACAGCAUCAAUGACAAGGCAGUGUUCUUCAUGCUACAAGGUAAAACCCUGAAUGUCCUCCCCUCCUACAGCCCUGAGGCCGAGGAAGCUCUGUCCAAAGCUGUCAAGCUCGACCCCAAGCUAGUGGAGGCCUGGAACCAGUUGGGAGAAAACUACUGGAAAAAAGGAAAAGUUCCUUUGGCCAAAAAUUGCUUCACGGGAGCCUUGAAUCAUUCAAAGAAUAAAAUAUCCUUACGUAACUUGUCAAUGGUGUUACGGCAGAUAGGAGGAAAUCCAUCCGAACGAGCUAAGCAGGUAGAGGAGAGUGUGGAAAAAGCCAAAGAAGCAGUACAGAUGGACAUUCAAGAUGGAACUUCAUGGUUGAUUUUAGGAAAUGCCUACAUGUCUCUUUUCUUUGCUGUUGGCCAAGCAUCACAAGCUUUGGAUCAAAGCAUGAAAGCUUAUGCCCAAGCAGAAAAAGACCCAGUUGCAAGAGAUAACCCUGACCUGCAUUUUAACCGAGCUGUGGCCUACAAAUAUGAGGAGAACUACCCCCAGGCCUUGGCUGGGUUUUCCCGGGCGUCCCAACUGGACCCUAGCUGGCCUGACCCCCAAACCCAAGAGGCACAUCUCCUGACCUUCCUAUCUAAUGUGAAAGAGCUGACUCAAGCCAAGGGCAAAAUAAAACCCAAAAGGUUGCAGACUAUGAUUGAGGGAUUAAAAUCCUCGGACCUUGGGCCGUACAGCGGAGGUACUUAUACCAGCCCACUAGGAAAAUCAGUGGAUUUAAGCAAGUGUAAAUUCAGUGAACUGAAGGCAGAAGUCAACCACAAUAAGGUCAUUCUGGGCAAGGUUGUCUGUACCAUAGCAACCAGUGAACCCGUGCCUUUUACGUUUUGUAUGGUGGACGAUGAUGAGAUUUGCUUACCGGUGACUGUGUACAACAUCGCUCAGGGGAGCGGGGUCAAAAUAGGGGACAGUGUUGCUAUUCCUGAACCUUACCUGCAAAAUGUCAAGGUCAACCAUAAAAACCAGGAAUUUGACUUUAGAAGCAUUCGAGUGAAUUCACCAAUUGUGUUAGUCGUGAACGGGAAAAAGUUUGGGAUUGACAAACAAGCUCCUUCAGUUCUGGCAGUGCAUGCCAUGUGUGACUGAUUCAUCUCAACGUUCAUAAAAAACUGAUCAUCUUACAGCUACAUGUAGCUCUAAAUGGACUGUAUCAUCAUGCGUAAAGCAUUUCUGUGAAAAUUCGUCAUUACCAUUAGAUUGAUAUUUUAAUAAAUGUACUAAAAUGCAGGGCAAUUCCUUGCAUUAAUUUAUUUGCAAUAAAAAAUUUUCCAUGA
This is a messenger RNA of Magallana angulata, 1606 nucleotides long. RefSeq names its product tetratricopeptide repeat protein 5-like. The transcript is spliced from 10 exons. NCBI's taxonomy places the organism in Eukaryota, Metazoa, Mollusca, Bivalvia, Ostreida, Ostreidae. Gene Ontology annotation, molecular function: protein binding. The record is from RefSeq and is a predicted model, not a curated record. The coding region runs from base 129 to 1418 and encodes 429 amino acids.